AUGUCAAGAUCCAAUCAGGUAGUCACCCAGUUUCCGGCAUUGGAUCAUGAGCCACGUGGUCAAGGACCACCACCAUCCUAUCGAAACUCCGCGGCAACCGAGGACUCAUGGAGUACAAUGUCCGGAAGUGGGCCUAAUCAAGCCAUGUCAGGACAGCGAAGAAACAGUUGGACCAACCUAGUUCAAGUUGGCGGUGAUCCAAUGGUGCCAAAGCAAGCGCCACCCCGUCCAGCUGCUCCAAUGUCGACCACAUUCUCCGCUACCUCCAGAUCCUCAUCUGUAUUGGCUAUGCAACAACACCAACCCACAGUUUUUACGACACAAUUUUCGGAGGUUGAGACAGUGCAUGCGCGAAUUCAGUCGGUCCGCUACAUUGAUGAGAAUGGUGAUGAUAGUGGUAGAAGCACCAGCCGAGAUACGGUGACCGAGACCCAAGGACAACCUCUCCAGCCACAAAAAGUGUUCUCGACUGAUCCAAGACUCGUGUCGAUUCCAAGACCAGCUGGAACGAUUCACAGUUCUGGAAGUAUGCCAGCGUCGAGAUCUGGUUCUAUAAUUAUUGGUCCAAACCCAUCACCACCAAGACAGAAAAAGAAGGGGAAGGAUGCGAAGAGGAAAGAUGAUAACAAGCCAAAGAGGAAUAGGAUGCAAGAGUUGAAAAAUUUCUGCCAAGGCAAAAAAGUGGCGGGAUGUGGCCUCUGUCUCCUCGUCGUCCUUAUCGUUGCCAUCGUCAUUAUUAUCAUCCUCUCCCAAGUUCUUCCUACUCCAAAAACCGCGAACUUCACCUGGAUUGCCCCUCCUGCUCUCACCAACGGACAGAACUCAUCGUCUCGAAUUGACAUGAAGACUGAAAAAGGGGGCAGAAUCCGGUUCCAAAUUACUGGUUCCCCGCCGAUCAAGGGAAAUUAUAUCAACUACUAUGAUUUCGAUAAGAACCAAGUAGUAGUCAUCGAUCAAUCCCUGAAUGCCAACGGAAAGAAUCUCUAUUGUUUCAUCGUUCCUCUCGAUAGAUCCUCCAUGCCAAAUGCAGGAGAUGUCCGAAAAGCAGCAAAGAGUUCAGUGUUGAGACAUCAACAAGAAGAUGGAUGGCAACAAGUUUGGUCGUGGAUUCCGAGUCCACUUCAACAGACAAAUGCAGCUCAGAGCAUGUUCAGCCCACCAAUUCCUGAGUGCAAUGGGUCGAGAAUUGUUCAGUUGCAGCCGACAUCUGAUCAGAGAAACCGCCGCUGUACCGACUGCUACGACUUCUGUCUCCCCCAAUACGGAAUAAUGCGAAACGCCUCUGACAACGACAAGGAAUACCUGAACAUCAAACAACAAGACUGCUUCUAUCUCUUCGUUCCAGAGUGGAGAACUUAUGCUCAAGCGAACACAAUGGAACAGAACCAACAGGAUUACGAGAACUACUACCGUAACCGUCAACACCUGCAGGUCUCCUAUGGAAGCAACGGACCAAAUGACAGUCGAUGGAUUCCAUUGAGUGGAAUGCCACGUCAAAUGAUGAAUGCGACUGGAGCAUUUGUUGGACAAGUUGGAAAUGCCAUUGGAAAUUUGGGAAGUAAUGUGUAUGGAAUUGUAACUGGACAAGGGCAACAGCAAGGACAGCAAGUCCCUCAGAACAUGCAAAACUCAGUGAACCCCCAAGCAGUUCAACAGCAACAAAACUAUGGAGUUCCAGUGAAUGGUUCACCAGGACCCAUGAACACUGUCAGUGGUGCGUUCGGAGCAAAUGGACAGUAUCAAAAUGCCCAAGUUGCUCAAAUGCAACAACAGAGAAUUCAAAAUCAACAGCAACAAAUGCAACAGAAUCUUCAACCAUCUGGAUAUCACCCUGCUGUGAAUGGAGUUGUAAAUUUGAAUGGAGUGAAUGGAGUCAAUGGGAAUACUGAAUACAAUGUACAGCCAUAUCAGGGAACUGGAAGUAAUGGACAGAAUAUUGGACCGGAGAUGAGAAGACAAGUGGGUGCAGAGGUGCUUAUGAAACUACGGACUUGUAGACUGGAGAUGGGGGUAGUGACGUAG
Molecule: messenger RNA, 2022 nt
Organism: Caenorhabditis remanei
Lineage: Eukaryota; Metazoa; Nematoda; Chromadorea; Rhabditida; Rhabditidae
Exons: 10
Coding region: 1-2022 (673 amino acids)
Source: RefSeq, a predicted model, not a curated record